AUGGCGACAGGAUUAUCAUCUCAGCCCAUGGUAAAUGGAGACAAACCGGGCACAAUCACGCUUCAUAUACUCUGCCAGUCUCUACCCCCUCCAAGCCGGUUUACACUCGAGAACGUUCCACUCUCCUCCACAAUCGCGCAGCUCAAAGGUCGGAUCGAACAAUCCUUUCCGAACAAUCCUCAAGCAUCACACCAAAGACUCAUCUACCGAGGGAAACCCCUAACUGUUGAUGACGCAACACUCAGAGCAGUAGUUUCAUCUAUGGAGGAAGGCAUUGAUAGUAUGCACCUCGUGCUGCCGCCUGAGCCAACACACGCAGCAGCACCUCCUGCCUCUGAGAUGCCGCAACAUUUGCAUCUCGGGAAUUCUGCUCAAGCUUCCACUUCCUCGUCCACCUGGGUUGAUGACUCAAACCCUGAUCCUUCGGUGACUACAGCUAGCAUGUCCUCACACUCCAGCAUUCCCAGGGAAACGGAUGCCACUUCGGGUUCUCCACGGGUCACAUUCAAUCAAUACGUCAACGCCUCUUCCUUUAACCGACACUCAGCAGCUACAAACGCACCAGAAGCCUAUGGUGCAGAAACCUCUCAGCGUAUUUUCACUUUACGGCGUCAUAUCGAGGAGAUUGAGGGACAACUCGACCGACGUAUCAUGCCAUGCAUGGAGAACAUCAUUCUUAUACGGAACCAACUUCUUGAAAUUCAAGAUGCACGACCUGCGAGACAACUUCCUAUACCAGGUGUUGCGGAACUGGUUGCUCGCAUUCUUGAUUCUCAACAGCGCGCCCGUCUAAUGGAAUUUAUGCAACAGCAGCACUCGCAGCCAAGCGUUGUAGCUCAAACCGCUACCCGAAACACGCUCCAAGCAGGCUCCAUUCAGUUAUUCAUGCUGUCCUCGCCAAUGGGAGACUAUCAUAGCGGCCUAUUAACACAGAACCAUCACUUGGUAUCCCGGCCUGCAACCCAGCGGGCAGGUGCACCCAAUCCAGCCGUUGCUAACGAACCCGGCGCACCCCAGACACCCCAAGUACCUCCAGCACCCCAACCACCUAACCAAAACGCAGCGGUGGUCCAGAACGCCCUGCGACAAGCAAUCCUCAACCAAGAGCGCCGUGGCAACAACGUCGAGCACGCUGGUCUGGCACGACACAUCCGCCGCAUCUGGUUGUUCACCCGUCUGUGGCUCUUCUGCUACCUCACCAGCGCCCCUGGUACCUGGAGGCGUUACAUCUUUGUCAGCAUUGCCUUGCUUGUUGCAUUCUUUUCUGAGACCAAUAUUCCACGGCAGUUUGCGACAACGAUCAUUAGUCCCAUCCAACGUCAUCUCGAGGGCCUCACUCAUGUCGGUGGGCCAGCAGAUCGAGCCACCCAAACUGGAGCCAAUGACGCUGCUGCAGAGUUCAAUAUUUGGGACCAGAUACGCCGCGCGGAGCGAGCCAUUGUUUUUCUUUUUGCAAGUCUAGUUCCCGGUCUCGGUGAGCGGCAUGUCCAGGCUCGCACUGCGGCAGACCAAGCUUUCUUAGCUGAGCAGGAGCGCCAGGCACGGGAACGUCAGGAGCAGGAGCAAGCGCGGGAGCGGGAGCGCCAGGAGCAGGAACGGGCCCAAGCUAGUGUGGUGGAAGAUACGGGAAAUGCAGGUACCGAACAAGAAUAG
Penicillium expansum is the source of this 1653-nucleotide messenger RNA. RefSeq lists its product as uncharacterized. NCBI's taxonomy places the organism in Eukaryota, Fungi, Ascomycota, Eurotiomycetes, Eurotiales, Aspergillaceae. Bases 1 to 1653 code for a protein of 550 amino acids. The transcript is spliced from 2 exons. The record is from RefSeq and is a predicted model, not a curated record. Gene Ontology annotation, biological process: endoplasmic reticulum unfolded protein response. Gene Ontology annotation, molecular function: protein binding.